Molecule: messenger RNA, 3911 nt
Organism: Chlorocebus sabaeus (green monkey)
Lineage: Eukaryota; Metazoa; Chordata; Mammalia; Primates; Cercopithecidae
Source: RefSeq, a predicted model, not a curated record
GGGCAGAGAGCAUCAUGGGGGAAGGCUUGGAGAGCUAGUGAGGCUUGCUGGAGAAAGCAGCUGAUUGUAGCUAAUGACCAAAGGGCAGGGUCAAAGGGGCAGGUGGUAAUCUGGGAAGGAGGGGACAGACUGGAAAAUACUUCAUCCGAGGUGUCAUGCUUAGGAAUUUGUACUUUAUCCUGAAGGCUACAGGACAACCCAGUAAAGCGUAUUGCUCGGAAAAUGGCAUGGAUGGAGUUUCUUUUCAGGAAGAACACUCUGACAGCUGCAUGGAAGCCCAGACACCAGGAAAGCCUCAGAUUAGAAGCUGGCGUCCCGGAGCAGUGCGAGGCUGCCCGGUGCCCCGAGGAGGCUGCUGAGCCCCAGGCCAUGGUCCCCUCUCGCAGGACGUGGAACCUGGGAGCCACGCCCUCGCUGCGGGGCCUGUGGAGAGUGGGCCGGGCCCCGGAGCCCGAGCCGGGGAUGGCUCGCCCCGCCCCAGCCCCAGCCAGCCCGGCCGCCCGCCCUUUCCCACACACCGGCCCGGGGAGGUUGAGAACUGGGCGUGGAAAAGAUACCCCAGUCUGCGGUGACGAGGACUCCAGUGCCCGAAGUGCAGCUCGCCCGGCCCUAGCUCAGUGCCGAGCCCUUAGCGUGGACUGGGCUGGCCCCGGAAGCCCCCACGGGCUCUACCUGACCCUGCAGCAGGCCCUACAGGACAAGGGGUGCAAGAGCCAGAGUCAGGGGACGAAAGAAGAGAAGCUUUGGAAGAGACAGGCACCGGCCCCCAGGCGGGCCCGGGAGGCCCAGGAAGCUGGUGGCACCAUGAAUGUAGAGAAUACAGGUGGGCGUCUCUUUGGCAGCAGGAGGUGCUUGAGCCUGUCAGGGCCACCAGGUGCGGCCCCCGUGGUGCAUAGGAUGGUGGAGGCCAUGUCCCAGCUCCAGGAGGAGAAGGCCCAGCUACAGGAGGAGCUGGUGGUCCUACGGGAGAGGCUGGUCCUCCGCGACAGUGACCAGCAGGUCACAUCCACCCAGCUGCAGAACCAGGUGGAACACCUGAAGGAGAAGCUCAUUAGCCAGGCCCAGGAAGUGAGCCGACUGCGAUCUGAGCUGGGGGGCACCGACUUGGAGAAGCACCGGGACCUGCUGAUGGUGGAGAAUGAGCGACUGAGACAGGAGAUGCGGCGCUGCGAGGCCGAGCUGCAAGAGCUACGUGCAAAGCCAGCAGGUCCCUGCCCAGGUUGUGAGCACAGCCAGGAGAGUGCCCAGCUCCGUGACAAGCUGUCCCAGCUGCAGCUGGAGAUGGCGGAGAGCAAAGGCAUGCUGUCAGAGCUGAACCUGGAGGUGCAGCAGAAGACUGACCGGCUGGCUGAGGUGGAGCUGCGGCUCAAGGACUGCCUGGCUGAGAAGGCACAGGAGGAGGAGCGACUCAGCCGGCGCCUGCGUGACAGCCACGAGACCAUUGCCAGCCUGCGGGCCCAGUCCCCACCUGUCAAGUAUGUCAUCAAGACAGUGGAGGUGGAGUCGUCUAAGACCAAGCAGGCCCUCAGUGAGUCCCAGGCCCGGAACCAGCACCUGCAGGAGCAGGUAGCUAUGCAGAGGCAGGUGCUGAAGGAGAUGGAACAGCAGCUGCAGAGCUCACACCAGCUGACCGCGCGGCUCCGGGCGCAGAUUGCCAUGUACGAGUCAGAGCUGGAGCGGGCCCAUGGGCAGAUGCUGGAGGAGAUGCAGUCCCUGGAAGAGGACAAGAACCGGGCCAUUGAGGAGGCCUUUGCCAGAGCCCAGGUGGAGAUGAAGGCUGUGCACGAGAAUCUAGCAGGCGUCCGGACCAACCUGCUGACCCUGCAGCCAGCACUGCGGACCCUCACCAACGACUACAACGGGCUCAAGCGGCAGGUGCGCGGCUUCCCGCUGCUGCUGCAGGAGGCCCUCAGGAGUGUCAAGGCCGAGAUAGGCCAGGCCAUCGAGGAGGUUAACAGCAACAACCAGGAGCUGCUGCGCAAGUACCGCCGUGAGCUGCAGCUGCGCAAGAAGUGCCACAACGAGCUCGUGCGGCUGAAAGGGAACAUCCGAGUGAUUGCUCGUGUCCGGCCAGUCACCAAAGAGGAUGGGGAAGGACCUGAGGCCACCAAUGCUGUGACUUUCGAUGCCGACGACGACUCCAUCAUCCACCUGCUGCACAAGGGAAAGCCUGUGUCCUUCGAGCUGGACAAGGUGUUCUCCCCACAGGCCUCGCAGCAGGACGUGUUCCAGGAGGUGCAGGCCCUGAUCACCUCUUGCAUCGAUGGCUUCAAUGUCUGCAUCUUUGCGUAUGGCCAGACGGGUGCCGGCAAGACAUACACGAUGGAGGGGACCCCCGAGAACCCAGGUAUCAACCAGCGGGCCCUGCAGCUGCUCUUCUCCGAGGUGCAGGAGAAGGCGUCUGACUGGGAGUACACCAUCACCGUCAGCGCCGCGGAGAUCUACAACGAGGUCCUCAGGGACCUGCUAGGGAAAGAGCCUCAGGAAAAACUGGAGAUCCGGCUAUGCCCAGAUGGCAGUGGGCAGCUGUAUGUACCAGGGCUGACUGAGUUCCAGGUGCAGAGCGUGGACGACAUCAACAAGGUGUUUGAGUUCGGCCACACCAAUCGCACGACGGAGUUCACCAACCUCAACGAGCACAGCUCCCGCUCGCACGCGCUGCUCAUCGUGACGGUGCGAGGCAUGGACUGCAGCACGGGCCUCCGCACCACGGGGAAGCUGAACCUGGUGGACUUGGCUGGCUCCGAGCGCGUGGGCAAGUCGGGGGCUGAGGGCAGCCGCCUGCGGGAGGCACAGCACAUCAACAAGUCGCUGUCAGCUCUGGGGGACGUCAUUGCUGCCCUGCGCUCCCGCCAGGGCCACGUGCCCUUCCGCAACUCCAAGCUCACCUACCUGCUGCAGGAUUCACUUAGUGGUGACAGCAAGACCCUCAUGGUGGUACAGGUGUCCCCUGUGGAGAAGAACACUAGCGAGACGCUCUAUUCCCUCAAGUUUGCUGAGCGGGUGCGCUCUGUGGAGCUGGGGCCUGGGCUACGCAGGGCAGAGCUUGGGUCCUGGUCGAGCCAGGAGCAUCUAGAGUGGGAGCCGGCUUGUCAGACGCCACAGCCCUCAGCACGGGCCCACUCAGCCCCCAGCUCUGGGACCAGUAGCCGCCCUGGAUCCAUCCGGAGGAAGCUGCAGCCCUCGGCCUGACGGCUGGGGCUGCAGCCUCUAGGGAAGUCUCGGCCACUGCCUGUGUGACGGAUGUGACCCUGCUGGGCCUGGAGCUGGGCCCCGAGGCCUCACUGGCCUGUUCCUGCUGCAGCGCCAGGACCCCCGGAGGUGGAGGCAAGAGUGAAGGCUCCUCUUCUGCCCCGUCUCCCCUCAGAGAUGAGAAACAUGUUCAGAAGGAAACGGUGUCUCUCGGCUGUGGCUCUGGGUGCAAACUGCAUGGGCGGAAAAGCGGGGGUGGCUGCUCUUCCUGGCGGGCCUGGGCUGUCAGUGAGCUGGGCCCCGUGAGGAGGGCAGGAGAGUGGAGGAGGGCGGGCCUCUCACCCAGGCUGCCCCAGCUCCUCUCCUCAGCUUGCAGGACUGGCCAACCCCCUCCUUUGUGGGUGGGCAAGGAGCCUCCUGGCAGGCUCAAGAACCAUGCGGACUGGGGUGGGUUGGUGGCACCAAGGGCAGCCCUCCCCGCCCCUCUCCUUCAAGGAGGGGUCCCGCAGCUGGGGUGUGUACAGAGGCGCACGGCCUCCUGCCACGGGGCUGUGCUGUAUUUAUGGCUGACAGAGGCAGCCAGUGGGUGGGGGAUUCUGCUGCUCCCUCACCUGCCUGGCUCACUGGUCUCUUGAAUUUUCUUCCCUCUGAAAUCCUAUUUAAGAACUUUUGGAAGCUUAGCCAUUUUUACUUAUUAAAAUAAAAGCCUUUUUACACAA